Molecule: messenger RNA, 2737 nt
Organism: Micropterus salmoides (largemouth bass)
Lineage: Eukaryota; Metazoa; Chordata; Actinopteri; Centrarchiformes; Centrarchidae
Product: proline-rich protein 36
Exons: 3
Coding region: 284-1045 (253 amino acids)
Source: RefSeq, a predicted model, not a curated record
GGUGUGUUCUCAGGAUUCUGCAUUUGUCCCUGGAAAGCCACGCAGUUCUCAACCAGUGAUCCUGUUCUAUUCAGUUUUUCUAUUUUGUGCAUUUUCUUUUCUAAAUGAAUGUACCUACAACAACGCCAUCGGAAUUUUGAAAAACAUCUGACACACUGAGCCGUUUGAAGCCACUUCCAUGGAGACAUCUUCGCACUCUUCUAGGACUGUAUUUAACAGUGGGAAAUAAUUUUCGACAAACAACACUCCACCACUCUUCCCUCCUGGAUAAAACCUGGCAGUGAUGCAGGUUGGUCCUCAGGUCACCAGCAGCACAUCUCUCCAGAUCCCUCCCCAGCCUGAGACUCCUGUACUCAGGAACCAACACCCAUUCCUGCUGGACACCGCCCAGCCUGUCCAGGCCAUCAUCAAUCCUAAGCGUAUGGAGGGGCCCCUCCAGACAUCACAGCCCCCCAGGACCUGCGGCACACCAGAACCUGCUGGGAAAUGCUUGGAUGUGAGGGUGGCUGUGUUUCUGGUGACUCUGGCUGGAGCUGUAAUCCUGCUGCUGCUCUACAGACUCUUACAACUGAGACACAGGCUGAGGUUGGCCAAGGCAAGGCACACUCUGGAGUACUACAGCUUCUAUCACACUGCCACUUACACACUGCAACACACUGCACUGUGUCGGGACCAGCCAGCAAAGAAUGGGACGGUCCCUGAAGCUACCCCGCCUGUCCAAAACGUAACCCUGGUGACACCCAAUGUUUUCACCCCACUUCCAGCCCCACCAGUGCCUUCUCAACCACCACUGCCAAUCCCCUCACCUACUGUCCUGCCUCCACCACCACUUCACACUUCACCUUCUCUCCUUCCAACACCUACUGUCCUCGCCUUCCCUCUCCCCCUGCCUGUGAUCCACACCACCCCGCCUAGCCCUCACCUGUCAUGGGGCGCCUGCUCAGACGCAGAUGUGUACUCUCGGAUCGGAGCUUUCAGGCCCUCUAGGCUCUCUAGCCUCUCCAACCAAUCAAAAGUCAUCCUAUUUGAACAUUCGUCUCUCUGACCUCUGCAAGACUGUGAUCAGUAUGUUGUCUCUUAAUUCAGACUGGUGGAAGCACUACAUGACACAGUGGAAAUUUCUUUCCCUGAAGAACUUUUACAACUUCACGUCUAUUCUUGUUUUGGAGAUAAAUGAGAAGCUCUCAUGAUUCAGAGUCUUACAACCUCCAGGAUCAGGUUUAUUUUAUGAAUACAUUAUAUUGUAAAUAGUAACUUUUUCUGUUGGUAAUUUCAAGUCAUCAAUCUUUGAAGUAUGUAGAUAGACAAUUCUUCAGACCUGCAGAAGCCCCCUCGGUUCUUUAGAACUGAAGAAGAUCCUCGGAUGAGAAGCAAAACAUCUUCAAGUAUCUUCAACCAGUCCAGUUGCCCUUGAUUUUAACCUUCCUUGGAUACUGGUUGGGUAAUGUCAUGGCUGAUCCCUCAUGUGCUACACCACCUAAUACAGUAAUCAGUUUUUGCUCCUGUCACUUUCAGACCAAGGUCAGUGAUGUCAGAUAUGGCACCUGUGGCUUAAAUGCCUUAUGUAGAACGAUUAAGUGGUUUGCUUGGUAUAAUGUGCGAGAUCAUGUGUCUCAAAUAACUCAUUGAGACAACAGACAAACAUGAGAGUGGUAUUGAUCUUCACACCAGAAAGUGAAGUACAUUUCUCAGAAUGUCAAACUUUUGCUUCAGCGUAUGAAUAAACACUGGAAUGGCUCUUUAAGUUGGUCUGACUUAAGUGACAAUCACAUCUAAUUACAAUGAGUUGUUGAGAAAAAAGUUGGUUGAUUAAUUAAAUAGGUUAUGGCAUUUCACUGGUGUAAUAUCACAGAAGUCUGAUUAUAAAGUUAAGGGUGAACUCUGAAAGUUGACUCUCCAACUAAAUAACACAAGUUAACAGAAAUUGUUACUGCAUUGCAACCAAAUAUUUAACUGAGUCUUUUUAACUGACAAUUAUAGUUCUAAUAUAUGUCUUCAUUUUUACGCUGUAGUUACUGUAGCAGAGCCCAUUGUUUACCCAAAAGGGAGGCAUUUCCUGAGCUGGUUUUCCAUGGCAGGGUCCCUCCCUAUUUCACACCAUUCUCUGCGUUCUCUGUGUUUCCUCUGUCUCUCUGAAUUAAUCUUACUUUGCAUUACAGUCUUAAAUUAUGACUCUGCACAUUUUUAUUUAAAAAGACAAGAAUUUUAAAUUGUCUGUUUGUCUCUAGAACUGUCAAAAUCACAGUACCACUAUGACCGAAGAUAUAAGACUUACUAAGACUUUUACAGAUGAGCGCAGAUUGGUCAUUGUCUAAAGUAGCUUUGUUGACACACAGGUACUAUUUGUCUGUUGUUAUGAUAACCUUUGCAUCCACAUUGGCUCCAACAAGCUGUUAAGAUAAAUUUUCUUUCAAUAUUUAACCAUGUUUUCCCAACAGGCCUCUCAUUUAUAAUUCAACAACUGCUUGUAAAUUUAUGAGGGAAGCUGUUUUAGUCGAUGGUGGUUUGUUGCAUGCCGGGGUGAAAACCGAGACUUUGCGUGACAUGCCUCUUUAGUCUUUUCUGUAUAUAAGUCUGCUCGUGAGGCUGCUGUCUCCAUACUAAAAGCCAGUUAAUUCAAUCUGUGCAUGUGCUGCAGCGUUGUCUCUUAAUUGGUUGUAAGCUGAGCAGGAAGGACAUUUGUAACAAUACUGCUGCGGUAAUUAAAUAAAAUGAGGGAAUGUCAUGCAAGGAUGAA